Molecule: messenger RNA, 633 nt
Organism: Aspergillus ochraceoroseus IBT 24754
Lineage: Eukaryota; Fungi; Ascomycota; Eurotiomycetes; Eurotiales; Aspergillaceae
Exons: 2
Coding region: 1-633 (210 amino acids)
Source: RefSeq, a predicted model, not a curated record
AUGACUGGGAAACUGCAUUACCAACAACAAACUUGGGAAACUUCCUCGUAUCCCCAACAACACAACCAGAUGAAUCCUGCAGCUCAACACACUCUUGCAGAGCCUAGGCUCCUUGCGGUCGAUUUUACUAGCUGGACUGGAAGACACCUGCGUGUUACCGAAGGAGACUCCAACGGUGCCCUAGUCUAUCUGGCCGAUCUUAAACUCCGCAAGCCGCACAUGAUCUUCCAGGCGGAGGGUACGGCACGAUUGCCUGCCACUGUCACCUUCCACAGUUUUAGUCGCACCAUAGAUGUCAAUAUCAACGGCCAGGAUAUUCCCGUGCGACAGAAAGGAACAUUCAAGUACGAAAUAGCUUUCGAAUCCCCGGCGCUAGGGGGCACGGUGUUGACGUGGAAGAACCCACGUUACCUAAAGCCCUUCGAUCUUGAGUGCUACGACGAGAAUGGGGUAGUCUUCGCAAAAUUUGUCCCCAGUUCCUCGUGGAGCUGCAAAAAAGCCGGUCGGAUUGAGCUCUACCAAGCUUGCAGCACGAGAAGCGGACUCACCGAUGAAGUUGUAGUCACUGGUCUCGCCUUAGCCUAUCAUAUUUUCACACAGACGGUGGCCGCCAACGCUGGUGCUGCUUCUUAA